This is a messenger RNA of Brachypodium distachyon (stiff brome), 1107 nucleotides long. RefSeq lists its product as uncharacterized. NCBI's taxonomy places the organism in Eukaryota, Viridiplantae, Streptophyta, Magnoliopsida, Poales, Poaceae. The record is from RefSeq and is a predicted model, not a curated record. The transcript has 2 exons. The coding region runs from base 19 to 1107 and encodes 362 amino acids.
AUUUGUUAUAUAGAGGACAUGGACGGCGACGAAGAUAAGGAUCCCUGCGAUGCAGAGGAGUCCAAGAAAUUUGUUAGUGCAAGGGAGUACUACUGCUACAAGCUGCAAGUUCGUAAGAAGCUUUUUAAUAUCAUUUUGUUCGGGGGGCGCCUUUUCCAACAAUGGGCUGUGGACAUGUACAUAAAGAUUGAGACUAUGAGGCUAGACUGGUACUCUAAGCCUAGCAACCAAAAGAUUAUACGAGCUGACCUUUACCAGGGUCUGGUUGACACCAUCGCAGCUGGCGAGGCACGCGGUGAUCGCAUUGGGAAGAGAAUCGUGCUUCCACGCAGCUUUCCUGGUGGUGACCGAGACAUGCAACGGAGGUUCCUUGAUGCAAUGGCCAUAGUUCAGCGGUGGGGCAAACCGGACUAUUUUAUCACGAUGACUUGCAACCCAUACUGGGAGGAGAUAACAACCGAACUAUUACCCGGUCAACUGCCACAAGACCGUCCUGACCUGGUGGCCAGAGUUUAUAGGGCUAAGCAACGACAUUUGAUGGACUUAUUGACCAAGCAAAAACAUUUUGGAGAAGUUGCGGCCUACGUUCAUGUCACGGAGUUUCAGAAAAGAGGUCUCCCGCACGAGCACACACUUCUGAUCAUGAAAGCAUGGAGCAAGUUAAAGACGCCAGAUGACUACGAUAAGGUCAUAUCGGCAGAGAUACCAGACAAAGAGAAGUAUCCUGUUCUUCAUGAUCUGGUGAUCAGACGCAUGUUGCACGGGCCUUGCGGUGAGUUGAGGAAAAGUUGUGCAUGCAUGAUUGAUGGACAGUGCCAUUUUCACUGCCCUCGACAGUUUUGCCCCGCCACACAGCAAGGGAAGGACUCAUAUCCCAUCUACAGAAGGAGGGACGAUGGGCAGAGAGUUCGGAUCAGAGGCACAUAUUUGGACAAUAGAUGGGUUGUCCCUUACAACCCGUCUCUUCUCAUGCGAUACAACUGCCACAUUAACAUCCACCAAAAAAAUGUACACUACUUAUAUCUACUGAAGCUAGUAAAGAGUUUUGGCAUCCUGAAACCAAAAAAAUGUACACUACUUAUACUAAAAAUGGACAAAAUAUCCUGA